AUGGCGUUUCAGAACGAUACCCUGUAUGCCGUGACCGGCCUCUUCGCCUUCUCGGCGUCGAUCAUGGCCAUGACGCAGAUCGCCAUGCAUCUCAAGAACUACACGCAGCCGGCGCACCAGAGGUUCAUCAUCCGUAUUUGUUUCAUGGUUCCCAUCUACGCCAUCUGCUCGUGGCUCUCGCUCCUCCACCGCCCCGCGUCGCUGUACCUCGACACCUUCCGCGACUGCUACGAGUCUUGGGUGGUGUACAACUUCCUCAACCUGUGCCUGGCGUACGUCGGCGGACCGGGCAACGUGGUGAACAGGAUGGCGGGCAAGGAGGUGGAUCCCAGCUGCUGGGCGAUGACGUGCUGCCUGCCCCCGCUGCCUAUCGACGGUGUCUACAUCCGCCGGUGUAGGCAGGGCGCCAUCCAGUUUGUCCUCCUCAAGCCCAUCCUCGCCGGGCUCACGCUGAUGCUCACCUGGGGAGGCGUGUACGGAGACAACGAGAUCGUCGCGGACAGGGCCUACCCGUACAUCGCGUUCGUGUACAACAUGAGCUACACCCUGGCGCUGUACGCGCUCUUACUCUUCUACCUUGGCGCGCACGACUUGCUCAAACCGUACAAGCCGGUGAUGAAGUUCGUCCUCGUCAAGUCGGUCAUCUUCCUCACCUUUUGGCAGAGCAUCGUGUGCGCCAUACUGGUCUCCGACGGGGUGCUGGAGACGGGCGCCGACGGUAGGGCGCUGCAAAACGUGCUCAUCUGCGUCGAGAUGAUCAUCGCCGCUCCCUUCAUGUUGAAGGCGUUCCCUUGGAGCGUGUACUCGGGGAUGGGCACGAAAGGAAUGUUCAACAACAUCUCGCACGCCAUCUCCAUCGACGACGUGGUGUCCGAUACCGUCCACCAGUUCGCGCCCACGUACCAGGAGUACGUGCUCCACGGCACCGAGGGUGGACCCACACGCAAGAUCAGGCUCAAGACCCACGUCAUGAUGGGCCAGGAGAUGAUGAACGCGCGAAACGGCGGCGCCAGGGGCGGCGGCGCCAGGGGACCCGGCGGCGGGGAUGAGCGACCGGGCGCGGGCAUGCUCGCCAACGCGGGCUUCGAGAAUAGCUACGGCAUGAGGGACGUCCAGGACGACUACCAGGACGACGACGACGACGUUUGGGACGGGGAGGGCGACGUCGCGGACGGGGAGGGCGAAGGGGACGGGGAGGGCGAAGGGGGGCGCGGGACGGGGAGGCCCGCGGCGGGCGCGAUGGCGCCGCUCGGGAUGGAGAGACGGGAGGAGACAGGGACCGUGUUCGACAUGGUGAUCGAUCGCAUGGACCCCGUGCGCGUGGAGCAUUCGCUUUUGGACGGCGGCGGCGGGGGCGGCACAGCUGGCGGCGGCACAGCUGGCGGCGGCACAGCUGGCGGCGGCACAGCUGGCGGCGGGCAAGCGGGGCUGGCGCCGACGCCACCGCCGCCUCGGGGGAACAGGCGAUGGGACGCGACUCCCGCGCCCGCCGCGCUGGCGCCGCCGCCGGCGUUCCCUAAACCCUGA
Micromonas commoda is the source of this 1527-nucleotide messenger RNA. RefSeq lists its product with no specific name. Bases 1 to 1527 code for a protein of 508 amino acids. Gene Ontology annotation, biological process: transport. Lineage: Eukaryota; Viridiplantae; Chlorophyta; Mamiellophyceae; Mamiellales; Mamiellaceae. The record is from RefSeq and is a predicted model, not a curated record. The transcript has 2 exons. Gene Ontology annotation, molecular function: transporter activity.